UACAAACAAUUUCUCUUGGAUAUUACAAGCUACAUUAACAAGGAUGGCAAAACUACCUACCCAAUUCUUGGUUUGCAGUUUCUUUAUUGUUCUUGUCUUGCAUUCUUUCUCAGUAACAUCUCAAGAAGUCGAGGAUGAAAGUGAGUUUAGUUAUAGUGCAAAUAGUCCAACAGGGCCUUCAAGGUGGGGAGAGAUUCAUGCAGAAUGGGGUGCAUGCAGCAACGGAACAAUGCAAUCUCCCAUUGACAUGUCGAGUGAAAGAGUUAAGAUAGUAUCCCAUUUAGGGAGGCUUAGGAGAAGCUACAAGCCAACCGAUGCCGUUUUAAGGAACAGAGGCCAUGAUAUGAUGUUGAGAUGGGAAGGUGACGCAGGAGCCAUAGAGAUAAAUGGUACCGAGUAUGUACUCCACCAGUGCCAUUGGCACUCACCUUCCGAGCACACCAUCAAUGGAAGGAGGUAUGAUCUAGAGCUGCACUUGGUGCAUGAAAGUGCAGAUGGCAAGGUUGCUGUAGUAGGGAUCAUGUACAAGAUUGGAAGACCAUAUUCUUUCCUGUCAUCAUUAACAGAUCAUUUAGCAGCAGUUACCGUUAUCACCGAUGAAGAGAGAGCUGUGGGGGUGAUCGAUCCGAGGGAUAUAAAAAUUGGCAGCAGAAAAUAUUACAGAUAUAUCGGCUCUCUUACUGUUCCUCCUUGUACUGAAAAUGUGGUCUGGAGCUUUAUCAGAAAGGUUAGGACUGUAACCAGGGAGCAAGUGAGAUUGCUUCGAGUAGCUGUUCAUGAUAAUUCGGAUACAAACGCAAGACCGCUUCAAGCAAUAAAUAAUCGAUCGAUUGAACUAUUUAGACCAAAAGAUAAUGAACGGGAUUAGAAUAAACAAGAAUGAUAACGAGUUCAAAUGUGGGAUUAUA
Molecule: messenger RNA, 908 nt
Organism: Hibiscus syriacus
Lineage: Eukaryota; Viridiplantae; Streptophyta; Magnoliopsida; Malvales; Malvaceae
Product: alpha carbonic anhydrase 7-like
Exons: 7
Coding region: 44-868 (274 amino acids)
Molecular function (GO): zinc ion binding; carbonate dehydratase activity
Source: RefSeq, a predicted model, not a curated record